AUGCCAUCUAAUUCUUCGUGGCCCUCGUCUUCGGAUGACGAAGAGGAGAUGUUUUUCGCAAACGCUGUGCUACGGGCGGGGCAGAUUCUUAUUGAAGAGGAAGAGGAAGACGUCUCGUCUGAAAACGUUAUUACCAGACGAAUACGGAUUAACAGAGACCGCCAAGGAGCGCACGAGAAAUUGGUGAACGAUUAUUUUUCGGAUGAACCACUUUACAAUGACGAGAUUUUCAGACGCAGGUUCCGAAUGAGUUGUCGGUUAUUCACACGGAUUGCUAAUGAUUUGGCGGGGCUAGACCCAUUUUUCAUGCAACGACCUGAUGCUCGAAAUUAUGAAGGGUUCACCACGUUACAAAAGUGUACUGCGGCCAUUCGCCAACUGGCGUACGGGACAGUGGCCGACGCUUUGGACGAGUACUUACAAAUGUCGGCAAGAACUACGCGGGAAUGCUUGUAUCGGUUUUUCCAUAAUGUGGUGAAACUGUAUAGCAAAAAAUAUUUGCGUAAACCAAACUCGUAUGAUGUUCAGCAGUUGUACCAAGCUCAUGAAGCACGGCACGGGUUUCCAGGAAUGCUUGGUAGUAUUGAUUAUUUGUGGAUAUGUCAUUCUUUCUUUGGUCUCCCUGGUUCACUCAACGACCUCAACGUGUUAUACCAAUCGGCGAUCUUUACCGAUGUCGUUAAUGGAACCGGUCCGGACACCCGUUUUACAGUUUCUGGGGUUGAGUAUAGACGUGGGUAUUAUCUUGCUGACGGGAUAUAUCCGUCUUGGUCUACAAUUGUAAAGACUAUUCCAUAUCCCGAGGACGAAAAAAGGAAAAAAUUCGCCAAGCGUCAAGAAGUUGCAAGAAAAGACAUCGAACGUGCUUUUGGUGUCUUACAAAAAAAAUGGGCCGUCCUUCAACAACCGGCACGUGCGUUCACACCGAAGAGAUUGCGGCUUUGUAUGUACGCUUGCAUUUUACUCCAUAACAUGAUUAUUGAAGACGAAGGUCGGGCGAUUUGUGAGUAUGAUGAGAAUACAUCUAUCGGGAAUACUGUCCCGGUAGAUCCGCCACAACAGGAUUUAAACUCGUUCUCGCUAACCAACGACUUCACGCAUGCAAACCUUCAACAGGAUUUGGUAGAACAUAUUUGGAACAACGUUAACAUCGGGGACGGUGACGGAGACGGAGACGAAGACGAAGACGAAGACGAGUAG
Molecule: messenger RNA, 1200 nt
Organism: Helianthus annuus (common sunflower)
Lineage: Eukaryota; Viridiplantae; Streptophyta; Magnoliopsida; Asterales; Asteraceae
Exons: 3
Coding region: 1-1200 (399 amino acids)
Source: RefSeq, a predicted model, not a curated record